Messenger RNA from Plasmodium adleri (nom. inval.), 1170 nucleotides. Its product is annotated as lysophospholipase, putative. The transcript has a single exon. The record is from RefSeq and is a predicted model, not a curated record. Gene Ontology annotation, molecular function: lipase activity. Bases 1 to 1170 code for a protein of 389 amino acids. Gene Ontology annotation, cellular component: membrane. NCBI's taxonomy places the organism in Eukaryota, Apicomplexa, Aconoidasida, Haemosporida, Plasmodiidae.
AUGGUUGCAAAUGAUUUAUGGGAAGAACCGAAUGAACCAGUAACUAGGUUUGAUGGUACACCAAGAUUAGAUUCAUUUUUUAAUAAGGAUGGAUUAUUAUUAAGAACAUAUUCAUGGACAGUUAAGAAAGCUGUGGGUAUUAUUGUGUUAUUACAUGGUUUGAAUGCUCAUGUGAGAUUACAAUUUUUAAAACAAAAUGUAGAAGUGGUAAGUAAUGAUGAAGUAAUAUUAAAAGAUAUAGAUAAUUAUUAUGUAUAUAAAGAUAGUUGGAUAGAGAAAUUAAAUGAUAAUGGUUUCUCAGUUUAUGGUAUAGAUUUACAAGGUCAUGGGAAAUCAGAUGGAUGGAAUAAUUUAAGAACAAAUAUAAAUUUUUUUGAUGAUUUAAUAUAUGAUGUUAUGCAAUAUAUUGAGAAAAUUAAUGAAGAUAUAUCAUUAGAAUAUAAAAAUGAAUCAAAUAUGAAUGAAUUAAAUAUGAAUGAAUCAAAUAUGAAUGUAUCAAAUAUAGACUCAUCAAAUACAGAUUCGUCAUAUAAUAAUAUUAAUAAUGAUGAUAAUGAGAAACCACCAAUAUAUUUAAUGGGGUUAUCAUUAGGGGGUAAUAUAGCUUUAAGAACCUUAGAAAUAUUAGGAAAAACAAGUGAUUAUGAAAAAUAUAAUAUAAAAGGAUGUAUAUCCUUAGCAGGGAUGAUUUCUAUUGAGGAAUUACAAUCUAAUUGUUCAUAUAAAUAUAGAUAUUUUAUUGUACCCUUUUCGAAAUUAAUAUCCUCUUGUUUUCCUUCAUUUAGAUUACCACAAAAUUUUAAAUUUCAGAAAUUUCCUUAUGUAAAUGAUCUUAUUAAUUAUGAUACUUAUAGACAUGAUAAAUGGAUAACAAUUAAAUUUGGACGACAAAUUUUACGUUCUAUAAAAAAUUUAAAUAAUGACAUGAAAUAUAUACCAAAAGAUAUUCCUAUACUCUUUAUACAUUCUGUAGAUGAUAGUGCUUGUUAUUAUAAUGGUGUGAUUAAUUUCUAUGAUGCUUUAGAAUCAGAAAAUAAAGAAGUUCAUACUUUAUAUGAUAUGGACCAUAUUUUGACUAUGGAACCUGGGAAUGAAGAAGUAUUGAAAAAAGUAAUUAAUUGGAUAAAUAAUUUAGGUAAUUUAAAGAAAAAUAAGAAAAUUGUACUUUGA